This is a messenger RNA of Colletotrichum paranaense, 1029 nucleotides long. Its product is annotated as PhlG protein. The record is from RefSeq and is a predicted model, not a curated record. Lineage: Eukaryota; Fungi; Ascomycota; Sordariomycetes; Glomerellales; Glomerellaceae. The coding region runs from base 1 to 1029 and encodes 342 amino acids. Gene Ontology annotation, molecular function: hydrolase activity. The transcript has a single exon.
AUGGAGUCUGGAUCUGGAUCUCUGCGUCAAAGGUCCGCGGCGCGGAUCGCCGCACUAAGAGGCCAAUUAGUGACGGGAACGGUGCCGAGUAGGAAUGACACCCGAACACCAAAUACAACGACAACGAACCAAAGUCAGAAUCCCGACAAAGAUGGCUACCCAGCGAAAAUUCCUCUUACGUACUAUCCGCUCGAAACACAAAAAGCUUUCACUUACAAUGAGAACCGGAUGAAGAGCAAGCUAUACGCGAAAUACUGCAACAAAGAUCUCUACCUCUACGCCGACAUUCCGCAGUAUAUCCGCGAGCCAAUGCCAGUAGAGGGCAUUCUCCCAAUCACAGAAUCGCGCCGCCUGCUGGAACCGGGCUACCACGCUCACGAGAAUGGAUGGCGUUCCCUCCCCGACGGGACAGCGUACGUCACGUCACGGACUCGUUUCCCUGGAUCGACAGGAGACAUGGUCCGCUGGUGGUUCUGGUGGCACAGCGUUGAGCCCGAGCGCUAUGCCCUGUGGUUUCCGUACGACCACCUGGCCGCGCGAUCGACUUACGCGGACCGGCUACAUCGCACUGACCUCUCUCACACGCAAAAAUGGCUCGGCUCCACGCACCGUGUAACGGAGUUUAUCGGUGCAACCAAGAUGACCGUGAAUAUCCACUUUGUCGACCCGGCGCAGUACGGCCUGCCGUGGGAGGAGCUCAAAGCUGCGGGUUACGAGGCCGCUGUUUGUGCGGAAUUGCGCGAUGGCCUGGUUUCAAACCUCAAAAUUGGGGAUUUCCUUCACCUCUGGCGCAAGACUGAGGAUGGUCUCGAACUGCGAAGUCGGUAUUGGCUUGGUGGGGGCAUUCACUACAAAGUGAUGGGUAUGAAGGUUGGGAUCGACUACCUUGCUGGCGCGCUGGGUUUCAAGCAUCGCAUGGCUGGAGACAACAUUGCCUAUGAGCAUUUCAUUCAUGAUCAGACCGAGUUCACUAAUUUGGCUUCUUUCCUGCCAAGUUUGUACGCAGAUUAUAUGGACGGGAAGCUUUGA